Messenger RNA from Ectocarpus siliculosus, 722 nucleotides. NCBI's taxonomy places the organism in Eukaryota, Phaeophyceae, Ectocarpales, Ectocarpaceae. The record is from the annotation of a GenBank genome assembly.
CAACGACACGCGGGUGCUGUCGGAAACGCAGGGCGAUGGGCAGACAGAUGUGCGGAACAGCGGAAGGAUCCCCCGUCUGGGGUAACCUGGACCCGUGCGGCCUGAUCUGUGCCGUCAUCACGUACGGCCUCGUGGCCUACGCCCAGUACGCGGUGACGGUGUGCGUGGUCGGGCAGUGGCUGGGGCGAUCCUUCUUCGGGGUGAUCCACGUGGUGGCCUUUAACCUGCUCGCCUGCCUCGCCCACGCUUCGCACGCGAGGGCCAUGCUGACGGAUCCGGGAGCCGUGUCGUGCCACGCCUUGCCGCCAGCUGCCGAGGUGGAGGCGGCGGGCGGCGGCGGCGCAAGCGGCAACGGGAGAGACUUCGCAGCGGACUCGCGACGGUUCUGCCGCAAGUGCAACGCGUACAAGCCCGUGCGCGCGCACCACUGCUCGAUCUGCCGCCGAUGCGUCGUGAAGAUGGACCACCAUUGCCCGUGGGUAAACAACUGCGUCGGCAUCGGCAACCACAAGUUCUUCAUCCAGUUCAUUUCGUACGUGUUGGUCAUCUCCGCGUACGCCCUGCUUCUGGCGGUGUGCCGGUUCUGCGCGUGCCUCAAGAACAUCGGCGCUUGCCAAACCUCCCCGGCGAAGGACAUGGCGGUGGUGUUUUUGGUGGUGGAGGUGAGAAAGAGAGGGGGGGGGGGGGGAGGGAAGGAUGUAUGGCGGCGGGGGUGGAGGUGA